AUGUCCGAAGAGAGGGAUCUUCAAGCAAAGAUCGCAGCUCUGUCAGGCCGCAUAAACCUCCACAAGCAAGCUACAGGAAUCCCUCCACAGGACCAAACGUACGGUCACGGAUAUGGACGAGGCGCUACGAACUGGCUUCCUCAGCGAGGGACACCAUAUGGAUACUCUCGUGGUCGAGGCGGCGCGAAGCCCGUGCCACCAGUGCAUCGGAAUCGCAAGCUUAUCUUGAACAACUCACCACCCGUACCAGAUGCUACGCCAGGGGACACCUCAGAACGAGAUGAUGGCGCAUUGUCAUCAGGUGCCGGAAACAAGGCGCCAGCUUUCGUGACCAAACAGGGCAGGCACAUGCAGCUCAUCAACAAUUCUAUAUACGACAAGUUCAGCCAAGAACGGGCCAAGGCGAUGCAAGAGAGCUUCGAACAGCGAAAACUUCAACGUAACGAACGAGAGCUGGCUAGGCUUGGCAAGCAUUUCCAACUCACCUCCGCACCGUAUCACCCAGGUCAUACUGCAACGGAAGCCCCUUCUCACGUCAUCAACGUAGGAGACCUGCGCUUUCGAGUUACAGACGGCGGCAGCAAGCUUAUCCGGCUUACUGGUACGUCCUCUUGUCCCGACGACGAGGCCGCCUCUCACUUCGCAGAUGAUGCGACCGUUGGCGCCAAGACGACCCCGAGACAGACCAAAAUCGGCGGAGUGACCUUCGUCAGGAGUAAGCACGGCAACUUGGGCAAGAAUAUCAUAAAAUCCGAACAACCUUGUCCAAGGUUCACGUCAACUGGUACCUGUCCCGAAGGACCCCAUUGUCGUUUCGUUCACGACCCGAACAAGGUCGCUAUCUGCAAGGACUAUCUUGCGAAGGGCGCCUGCCUUGCCGGCGAUGCCUGUGACCUUUCCCACGACCCUACGCCCAACCGUGUCCCAGCAUGCUUGCAUUUCCUUCGUGGCAAUUGCACGAAUGACAGCUGCCGCUAUGCCCAUAUACGAGUCAAUCCCGGAGCCCCAGUGUGCCGCGUAUUCGCGACCUUGGGAUAUUGCGAGAAGGGCGCAGAGUGUGCCGACAAGCAUGUAUUUGAAUGCCCUGACUAUGCUAACAAAGGUCUUUGCCGCAACAACAAGUGCCGUCUUCCGCAUGUUGAUAGAGCUGGCCAAAUCCGCAAGCGCACCGCUCAAUCGUCCGCCACGUCGUCACCGGAGGCUGGAUCCUCAGAUCUAUCCAGCGAUGAGGACUUCGACGAGAUUGGCAGCGACGACGUGGACUCUGAUGGCUUUCAGGAGGAUAUGCGGAUGCAGGAUACCAACGACGGCGGUCACGAGCUCACCCAGCAGCGGGACUUUGUGGCCUUUGGAUCCUGA
Messenger RNA from Coniosporium apollinis CBS 100218, 1359 nucleotides. RefSeq lists its product as uncharacterized. Gene Ontology annotation, molecular function: metal ion binding. The coding region runs from base 1 to 1359 and encodes 452 amino acids. The record is from RefSeq and is a predicted model, not a curated record. The transcript is spliced from 4 exons. Lineage: Eukaryota; Fungi; Ascomycota; Dothideomycetes. Gene Ontology annotation, cellular component: nucleus.